This is a messenger RNA of Pipistrellus nathusii (Nathusius's pipistrelle), 606 nucleotides long. The record is from the annotation of a GenBank genome assembly. Lineage: Eukaryota; Metazoa; Chordata; Mammalia; Chiroptera; Vespertilionidae.
AUGGCAGGAAAGUCAUCACUCUUUAAAGUAAUCCUCCUGGGAGAUGGCGGAGUUGGGAAGAGCUCUCUGAUGAACAGAUAUGUGACUAAUAAGUUCGAUACCCAGCUCUUCCAUACCAUCGGUGUGGAGUUUCUAAAUAAAGAGCUGGAGGUAGAUGGACACUAUGUGACCAUGCAGAUCUGGGACACGGCCGGCCAGGAGAGAUUCCGAAGCCUGCGGACGCCCUUUUACAGGGGCUCUGACUGUUGCCUGCUCACGUUCAGCGUCGAUGAUUCUCAAAGCUUCCAGAACUUGAAUAACUGGAAGAAAGAAUUCAUAUAUUACGCCGAUGUUAAAGAGCCCGAAAGCUUUCCUUUUGUCAUCCUGGGUAACAAGAUCGACAUAAACGAUCGGCAGGUGUCUGUGGAAGAAGCCCAAGCCUGGUGCAGGGACAACGGCGACUACCCUUACUUCGAGACAAGCGCGAAAGAUGCCACCAACGUGGCAGCGGCCUUUGAGGAAGCGGUUCGGAGAGUGCUUGCCACCGAGGAUAGGUCGGAUCAUCUGAUUCAGACUGACACUGUCAGUCUGCACCGCAAGCCCAAAACCAGCUCCUCUUGCUGUUGA